UCUACAAAUCCUUUAUUUCUUUUUUCCUUUUUUUUUUCUUUUUUACUUCAUCGCACCGAUUUGGCACCGCUGCCAGAACUGAUGGAGCUUAUAUUCUCUCUCUUGCCCUUUUAUUUUUUUUUUUUCUAUUCAAAAAGGAUCUGUAAGUCACCCUGCGUGCGUGCAGUCUAGGGGGGACGGACUUCCCGACCGGAAGAAGGAAGAAAAAAUGAAAGUUUCCGAGAAAACAGGCGGUUGCGCAAAAAUCUUUAUACAAGAUUUUAUACUUGGAAAUUGAAUUCGAUAGAUUUUUCGUGAGCUGUAUUUUUUAAAUUUCAUUCGGGGAAUAAUAAUCUAUUUGAAAUUGACAUGACAUUUCUCAACUGUGGGGGGGCUGAAUUCAAAAGAAGCGGAUGACUCAUUUCUCGUGUGUUGUAGUAAACGAGUUGUACGUGCGUCGUUGAAGAAGAAGAAGCAACCGGGAGUUGUGUGUGUGACGAAUCAGCGCGCGCGCUUCAAAGUGUCUGGUAACGCUGGAUGAUGAAAACGAUCAAUACAGUUGUGUGUGUAUGCUUGUGCCUGUGACGAGAGAGAGGGAAAAGAAAAGUAUAUUGGGUAGUGAAUAGAAACGCCAGCGGAGUUUGGAGGGGAGAGAGAGGAACGUGAGACGAGAACAGUCGGGACGAAAAGAAAAAUAAUCCGCUUUUAAUUUAGCUUGAUAGCUGGAACAGUAGCCAACCUCUCAAAUUGAAACACACAGACAAAAGCUUGGACAAACUACACUAUGCGUCAAGCCUGAACAAAAAUGUCGUCCGAACGUGAGUAUGGGGCCACCCUGUGUCGAGGGGGGUAAACCCAGCAGUAGACGAUAGAAGUCGGUAGACUCGGUACCGGUUUGUUGUUGGCUCUUGUGUUGCUGUGUGUGUUCGUUCCUGUGUGUGUCGUCGUUUUCUCUCCCUCCCUCGUUAUUUUUUUUUUUAGUUGUCUUUUAUUUAUUCAUCUUUUAUAUACUUAAAUUACGUGAGCCAUUUGUUUCGGGUUUUUCUUUGAUUUUUCCCUUCGUGAGUGAGUGAUUUAUAUUUUCCGCUCGGAUUGUGUCACGUGAAUAAUCAUCUGCUUGGUUUUUACAUGGUGAUAUCCGCUUCGAUGCAGUUGGUGAAGAUACUGCACGAAGAAUCAAAGUUUUUCUGUGUUCUUCUGUGGUGAGAGAGAAAAUAAUCAGUUGGAAGCCUUCGGCGGUUGAUUCUUCACGGCUCCACACAAAAUCUACAGAUUUGACAUGUCGACCAUCAACGGAGACGGUGGCCGGACGACUCCGAAAACCAAUGGAGAGAAAUUCAAUGGAACGUCGGGCGAAGCCACGGACGAUGUCAAGGCGACCCAGCAACAUAUCAAAAAUCUAGAAACGGAAUUGAAACAUGCACGCGAAGCUCUUUCAGCUUUGAAGGCGGACCGGAAACGAUUGAAAGCCGAGAAAUUCGACGUGCUGAAUCAAAUGAAGCAGCUCUACGCCACGCUAGAAGACAAAGAAAAAGAGUUGAGGGAGUUCAUCCGUGCUUAUGAGAAGCGGAUGCGGGAGAGCGAGUCGGCCCUGCGUCAAUUAAUGCAGGAACGCAACGAGGCGGAACGGGAGAAAUGGACGAUAUUGCGGCACGCAAGAGACGAAGCCGAACGUUGUCUCGCCGUGACAACUCAAUUGACUGCCCGUGACGCCAAAAUCGACCAACUUCAAGAAGAACUGGCCCAGAUCCGACAGCAAUUGAGCCGACAGCAGAUGGCCGGCCAACGGAUUUCACCGACGAUAGCCAUGUCGACCGUGGCUAAUAGCGUCCAGCAGCAGCAGCAACAACGUCCGUCCCUAGCAACGACGGCGAGACACAAGAGAUCGAGCAUCAGUUCCAUGGAUAGCGCUGCCGUCGUGUCAGAUGCUUGCGACGAGCCUCUUUAUUCGCGGAUCGAUCACAGCAGCAGCAACGAGAGCCAGCGUGAAGCUACGACGACGGCGGCCGCCGGGUCGUCGAUAACCGCACCCAGUAAUCAUGACGGCGCAGCAAUAGCAGCAGCUUUAGUCGAUCAACUGAUGGCUGAUGUUGAUUCUCUUUCUAUGAGUUCGAUCGUGCCCGGUAGUCUGCUGUCGGCGGCCACGGUGGAUUCCGGUGACGUUAGGAAACUCGAUGAGCUGACAUGCCAGUCCCUGGCAUCUGAUUCCGGAUGGAAGUCGACGGAUCAGCUGAGUUUGGCCAGUUUCGGUAGUAAAACCAUGAACAAAUUGACUUUAAACAAAUCGAUAUCGCGCAACGGUGGACCUUGGGGCAGCAUUUCACGUGUCUUUUCCCGAGCCAGCAAGCAACGCAAAACCCUCGAUCUCUCCAUCUACGAAGGUCCACCUCGGUCGGAACGGGAUUCAAGGCGAAGUUGGUCCCCACGCAGUUCAUUAUGCACCACGCCAUUGACUGAGGAGACGGUGGCCGACCGGUUUCGAUUCUGGGACGAAGCCCAGAGCUGGGCUGUCGAACGUUGGAAAGCUGGACAUGUCUUGGCCUGGUUAGAGUUCGGCAUGGGCAUGGCCCGUUAUCUGCCCGCAUGUGCCGAAAACAUCAAGAGUGGCAGAGUUUUACUUGAACUAUCGGACACUGAAAUUGAAGCUGGAUUAGGACUCAAUCACGCCAUGCACCGCAAAAAAGUCCGGCUGGCCAUUGAAGAACGGCGGCCUGGGCAACCAGUUCGUUAUCCGCUCUUGUCAACUCUGGGGAAUUCGUGGGUCGCCAAUGAAUGGCUCACCGACAUCGGACUCACUCAGUACGCUGACGCCUUUCACACCUGUCUAAUGGACGCCCGACUACUAGACAAUUUGACCAAACGUGAAUUGGAGAAGCAUUUGGGUGUGACCCGCAAAGCUCAUCAAACAUCUAUCGUGCAAGGCAUUACUUUCCUUCGUAUGAUCAAAUACGACCGGCAGGCAAUCAACGAAAGACGAAGACAGUGUGAUGUGAUUGACUGUGAUCCUCUGGUGUGGACCAACCAACGUUUUAUCAGCUGGGCACGGGGCAUCGACUUGGCUGAAUACGCCGACAACCUUAGAGAGAGCGGUAUUCAUGGGGCUUUAGUAAUCCUGGAUCCUACGUUUAAUGCGGACGUCAUGGCGACCGCCAUGGGCAUUCCUACGUCAAAGAACAUUAUACGUCGCCAUUUAGCUACCGAGUUGGAAUCGCUCGUCCAAAUAACACGAGCGAGGUACGAGCAACGCAGUCGACAAGCUCGAAGCGAACGGAAACGAGUCGAAAAAAUGGACGGUAAUGCCAGUUUAGGUCGAAAUUUGUCACGCUCUUUUACAACGGGAUUGGUGUCAAGUGGACCCAAUCAGGAAGAUAUUUAUGGCCGAUCUGUGGAGAAUAACGGCAGCAUGCUUGGCAUCAAAUCCAACGUUAGAGCGAGCUUUCACGCAUCAUUGAGCAGGGCGUUCGGUCGAAAGAUUAAGCAAGACCGAGCUGCAGCUGCGGCUGCUGCUGCGACAGCAGUUUCAGGAAAUGGGAGCAUUGCAACAUCGGACGAUCGUGACGCCUUGAUUGCCAACAGCUCAGACACUGCUGGAGCACCAGCAUCGGCCAGCUCCUCUUCUAUUUAUUCCGACGCCAGAGACUGGACGCUCAAAAAUUCGCAGGCGGACAACCACCGGCGCGUCAAAUCUAGCAGUGAUAUCGAGAAAAUUACAGUGACUAGAGUAUAGUUAAUUUCUAAUAAUAAUAAUAAUAAUAUUAUUCCUGGCGGCAAAUCACUUUGCCGUUUGUUACAAAAAAUUUAGUGUUUGUUAGCACAGCAUUUCCCACAGUACCUUUCUUGUCUCUCACGUCAUGUUUUUCCCAAAUCUUGUUUCUCAGUUGUUUUGUUAUUUAAUAAGAAACUUUUUCUUAUCAUAUAUCGUGGACACAUCGGAUCGGUGAUUGUUGUGAUGAAAAAUGGUCAUGUGUACAUUGUUAGUUCAAAUUCUCUUCUUCGUGAGUGUGAAUUUUGUGCAUAAUACAGUUAUUCGGCGCGUCA
Daphnia pulicaria is the source of this 4017-nucleotide messenger RNA. It is a transcript of the gene Liprin-gamma, whose product is annotated as kazrin-like. The coding region runs from base 1259 to 3706 and encodes 815 amino acids. The transcript is spliced from 13 exons. Gene Ontology annotation, molecular function: protein binding. The record is from RefSeq and is a predicted model, not a curated record. Lineage: Eukaryota; Metazoa; Arthropoda; Branchiopoda; Diplostraca; Daphniidae.